Messenger RNA from Durusdinium trenchii, 1049 nucleotides. The record is from the annotation of a GenBank genome assembly. NCBI's taxonomy places the organism in Eukaryota, Dinophyceae, Suessiales, Symbiodiniaceae.
GAUGGGGAAGAAGCGAACCUCGGGCACUGGUGGCGCCGGCGGUGGGGCCGGCGGUGGAGGAGGGUCAUGACAACAUUUCCACCUUUGCUGCGGCCUACGCAUUGGGCAAACAGGAAAGUACAGCGGCGGUCUUUCUAGUGCAGAGGGUACCAACCUUUGUGAAGGAGUCUUUGGUGGCUUUGGAACAGUUGCAACGCGUUUGCGGGAUCUUCCAACACUGUCUCCAGCAGUUUCUUUCCAGUGUCCCCAAGGGCUUUGCAGACUCAGUGCUUCCAGAGAUCCACAAAGCGUUCGAGCUGCGCCACGCAGAUUCAGACCUGCAGAACUUGAUGGAACACUCUGUCCCACCGGCUGACUUGGCAAAAGUCACAGUCUUUGCCAGUCACAUGCAACGGUACCAUCAGGAGGCACCGUUUUUUUCAGAACAAUUGGAAUCAUUCAAUGGGAAUCAUCUAGAACAGUACCAACUUGGACUCACCUCCUGGCGGCAGGCAGAGAAGGAGACCAAGGACAAAGCACAAGAGUUGGCAGCUCGUCUCCUUCAGACGACAUGGGAACAAACCCAGCUACAAAUCCUGGAGGAUAUUGCUAAAUUGCGAGACUGGAGCAGUCGGUUCUUGGUGUUCUCGAAGCAGCAGGCAUCGUUGGACUUCAAGCACCUGAACGACCGAUAUGUUCGAGGAAAAGCUGCCGUUGACGCCUACAUGGAAAGCCACCACCAACUGGUACAUGUGAACAGCUUGGUCAUGGCACAUGGAAACAUUGUAACGAUGCAGCAAUCAUUGCCACAGAAUGCGCUCACCAUUCUUCUGGUCGACGCGACGGUGUGGCCAUCUCGAGCAUUGGCGAUUGAUGAGUGCAUCCAACUAUGCCAGGGCAUCAGCACAGGGAACUCCAGGACUUUUGGGUUCUUUUUACUUCCACAGGCUUGGAAUGCUUCCCACCGCGCCCAAGUCCACAAGAACAAGCGCCUUCUGGAAGACAAGAUUCAAGGGCGCCUUGGCCGGCUUUGGCGCGCGCAAAGCUCACUGUUGGAUGGUCUUGGGUAG